CUUGUAGUGGUACUGCCCCGGCGAGAUGUUAACACUCGCAACCAGUCGGGCGAGUUUGAUGUUUACCCACUUUACGUGUGAUGACGCAACAAACCAGCUAGAGUUAAUUUUUUUCCGUCGCCCUUGAUAGCCGUGUUUUGAAUUAAUUCCACUUCUACAUGUGGUUCUGCCCACCAGUGCAGACUGUUCCUUGUGCACAAGUAGAACUUUUCUGAAGAAAAUGGCCAGCGAACACGACAGAGCUGUGCUUAACUGCAUCUUCAACCCUCUUCUGCCAAUCGGGGAGAACGCAUACGACGAGGAUUUGCCUGCUGAUCUUACAGAUGAUGAACCUCAGACACUAGAGUCGAAACAGGCCAAGCAGUUGGAGCUGGAAGGAGUGAAAGCUGCAGAAUCUGGAGACGUAGCCAUGGCUGUUGGUAUAUUUACGAGAGCAAUAAACACCUGCCCCACCUUGCCAUCUUGUUACAACAACAGAGCUCAAGCUUACAGAAUCCAAGACAACAUAGAAGGAGCACUCGCGGACCUGGACAGAGCCGUGUCGCUGAGCGGCGGCGCGGGACGGACCGGCCGCCAGGCCCUGUGCCAGCGGGGCAUCGUCCACCGCAAGGAGGGCAGGGAGGAGGCGGCCCGGAGGGACUUCCAGGCAGCCAGCAGGCUCGGCAGUCAGUUCGCCAAGGCACAGCUCGCCCAGUUGAACCCGUACGCUGCCCUUUGCAACAAGAUGUUGCACGACGCGUUUCUCAAGCUUCAGUCUGGCGAAGCUUAGCCCUUUGGCAAGUCACUGAAUUCAGGGGCGCAACAACUAAAUUUUCAAAGGUGGGGACAAUAUACCUUUUUAUAAAGAAUCACCGAUCUCCUCUAUUGAAGCGGGGGGUUUGGGGGUCCUCCCCCGGGAAAAUUUGUAUUUCAAGGUGGAAAAUGGUGCUAUUUAAACAGUUUUAUUAUCUAAAAAUUGAUUACACAGCACUUUCUUUGCCCCCAAUUCAAGGUUUCAGAGGGGGGGCAAAAUACCCUUGCCCCCCCCCCCCCCCCCCUUGCUGUUGCGCCCCUGACUGAAUAAACCUGUUAAUCAUGUUCCAUAUUAACAUAGUACUAACUUUUAAUCUGAAAAUAUUUACUCAAUUUGUGCACAAAAUCCAUCUAAUGUCUACUAUUAAGUAAAAUUCCAUUUUGAAAGAACUUGUUUAGUACUGAGAAUUCUGUUGAGCUUGAAUGUAAUAAUUUUUUUUUUAAAUAAACCAUUGAAACAAUGGUUAUAUUCUCUUGUGAAAGCAAAGAUACUUUCUGGCGAUGGCUUUAAAGUUUGAAACAUCUCUGUUUAUACAUCAAACUGAGUGUGAGCAUAAAGUGUGGUACAGUAAAAAUAUUCAAAUCAUUCCCUGGAAGGUAAUUUUUUUUUAGUAACAAUAAUCUCUUAAGGAUAAGGUUAAACAGUUUCAUCUGGAAAAAAUGAUUUCUAUUCACUUGCAGAGUAUUUCAACUCACAGAAAUUAAUUUAUUCAGAAGCCUGGAAAGCCGGGACCACACUACCACGAAUGGGACCACCAAAAACAUCUGAUGCAAAAAAAAAAUUCAAGGUGGUGUUUCGAAGUCAAAUUCUCAGGUGAACUGUUAAUAAAGAGUGACAAAAUGACAGUUGAGAAAAAUAUAAAAAUAGGUUGUUUUGUAUUACAGUGUGAAUAAUUAAAAACUGAAUUAUUUACAUGGCAUUAUCAAUAUGAACACACCUCAAAUUCUCUCAAUUCUUUCCACACUAUUUCUUCUCCGUAUUUCGCAGCUUAUCAACUAAUUUUGAAUCUGUAUAAAUUUUCAAUGAUAAACUUCAUCAAUCAACAACAAACAAAGGUAAAAUUAUUAAAAAACAUUUUAUGGAGACCUUGUUUUAUACAAUGAAAAGUCUUUAAAUCCAACAUUCUGCAAUCCGGCAACCAUCAAACUUCUCAUGUUACUGUGUUUUUUUUUUGGAUGGAUUCCAGCUGUUGACCUUGGUCACCAGUUUGCAUUAUUGCAGUGCUGGCAUUUUUAGUUCCCUCUAAGUUUAUUGCCACCUUCAGUUUUCAUUUCAGUACAAUUUUUCUUAGCACUGAAUAGUGUUGCUAUGUGGGUUUAAUUAUCACUUUCCUGUGGACAUAACUCAGUGAUGAAGAGAAAUACUAGCACACGAACAAAUUGUUUUACACUUUAUCCUUACUUAUAACUCCUGCCCUGGCAAGCAAGCUCCUGUUUGUGUUACAUCACUGUCAUUACAUUGUGCCGCUGUGUCUUGAACUCUCCAGCCAGUCAAAGCUCAGACAACACAAAUGCAUUCCCUGGCAGUUUCUAGGCUGCAGAUAAGCAACAGUGAAAAGCUAUUGCAUCUUUCCUCGGCCAGAUCUGCAUGCUAGACAAGUCAGCUGACAGAGUGAGACAGUGCUCGGCUUAGCGAUACCCACAAAUAAAUGCUGGCAAAGAGGAGACUGUUUGGCUGGUAAGAGAGGUUUUGCAGCUGUUUGCGACAUGCAUGCAAGACGUAAGUGGUGAAAGUGUGUUUGGGCACCGCAGUACACAGACAAGGACCAGACUUCAGUCACAUAAUAUUAUUCAUGUUUCGUUACUUUUUGAAUGACCCUUGUAUAAAUCAAUCAUAGGUUAAUAUAAAUAAUUAGGUUAAGUAUUCAUACAUGAACAAACUUCAGAUUGAUUUAUACGAGGGUCAUUCAAAAAGUAACAAAACAAAUCGAUGUAACUCAAAAACUGUUUAAUUAAAAUAAAAUUUUACUUAAUACACUUGUCCCAUCGUUCCUUGGCAUAAUAUUCUUUUGGCUGCUUUCGGAGUCACAUUUGCACCUGAAUUUUGACUUAUUUGUUGGAGUUGAAUUUUAUGCCAUGUAGAGCUUAGGGGACCAAACGUGGAAAUCUGAGGUGAUAUUUGGACUGUAAGGAGGGUGUGGAAGAAUCUCCCUGUCUAGUUUUUUAAUGGAUUCUUGCAUUAUCUGUGCUGUAUGCGGCCGUGCAAGUGUCACAUUUAUUAAAUAAAUCAUUUCUGAGCUA
Messenger RNA from Bacillus rossius redtenbacheri, 3033 nucleotides. Its product is annotated as tetratricopeptide repeat protein 36. Bases 221 to 769 code for a protein of 182 amino acids. Gene Ontology annotation, biological process: cilium assembly. Gene Ontology annotation, molecular function: protein binding. The record is from RefSeq and is a predicted model, not a curated record. Lineage: Eukaryota; Metazoa; Arthropoda; Insecta; Phasmatodea; Bacillidae. The transcript is spliced from 3 exons.